AUGGCCUUUGGCACGGAGGCUGUUUUGCCAAUCGAGACGUUAAUACCAUGGGGAAGGGUCGAAAAUUUCGACGCCACAACCAAUGAGGAGGGUCUCCAUUUGAACAUUGACCUCAUCGAGGAGAAGAGGGAGCGAGCAAACUUACACAACCAAUUGUAUAAGCAGCGGGUUGCAUGCCAUUACGAUAGUAAAGUCAGGACCUGGACGUUGGGACUGGGGGACUGGGUAAUGAAGAAAAUCAUGACCAAAACGGUGGCCCUGGACCCAACUUGGGAAGGACCGUACGAGAUCAUCGAAGAGGUCGGCCCAGCAACAUUCUUUCUCCGAGAUCAGUAUGGGAUAGUCACCGGGCGCCCCUAG
Fragaria vesca subsp. vesca is the source of this 360-nucleotide messenger RNA. RefSeq lists its product as uncharacterized. The transcript has a single exon. Lineage: Eukaryota; Viridiplantae; Streptophyta; Magnoliopsida; Rosales; Rosaceae. The record is from RefSeq and is a predicted model, not a curated record. The coding region runs from base 1 to 360 and encodes 119 amino acids.